AUGCAACUCACCACCAUCCUCCCAAUCGUCCUAGCAGGCCUAGUCACCGCACGCCCCGCCGCCCUACAGUCCAAGACAAUCACGGACGACAUCAUCUGGAGCGUAUCCAACUUCACCGUGGGCUGUUCCCAAGGCGGCUGCGUCUACAGAUAUGAUAUUGUCGGCCGCGAGAACGAAAUGACCCCCAAGUUCCGCACCCACUGCAGCGGCAUCACAGGCCAGAAGCUCGACUGUGACGACAAGAAUAUCACAACCAUUGUUUCUCCUGCCGCAAACCCAGACUGGAAUGUCGAUGUCACCCACACCUGGAGAUCCCGGCUCAGUGACAAUACCCUCGCGACUUGGUUCCAGAAUGGCGCGAAGAAUGUUACCGUCCCUGACUACAACCCCAUUCAGUUUGUUAUGAGGCCUACUCAGGAGUACGGUAUUGCCUAA
Molecule: messenger RNA, 435 nt
Organism: Penicillium samsonianum
Lineage: Eukaryota; Fungi; Ascomycota; Eurotiomycetes; Eurotiales; Aspergillaceae
Exons: 1
Coding region: 1-435 (144 amino acids)
Source: RefSeq, a predicted model, not a curated record